Messenger RNA from Alternaria atra, 1659 nucleotides. RefSeq lists its product as uncharacterized. The coding region runs from base 1 to 1659 and encodes 552 amino acids. The transcript is spliced from 5 exons. NCBI's taxonomy places the organism in Eukaryota, Fungi, Ascomycota, Dothideomycetes, Pleosporales, Pleosporaceae. The record is from RefSeq and is a predicted model, not a curated record. Gene Ontology annotation, molecular function: acid phosphatase activity.
AUGCGCUUUACGACAAACACCGCCCGUAAGGGUGCAUUGCUUGCACUCAUUGCGAGAGCCGGAGCUGCACCGACAACGACAAUUUCUGUGGCAGGAAAAGCGGGUGCAAGCAGUGCAUAUGUGUACCCUCCCGCUGGCACCGAGGUCAACUCUCAACUCUUCCCACCAGAGUCCGUAGUAGGCUUCCCUGGCCGAGUCGAGCCUAAUGCCAUCCAAACAGCACCAUCGUAUCCCUACAACGAUGGCGAUGCAUCUUCGUAUCCUCUUAUCAAGCCUCAGCCGCAUGGCAGUGGUUCACAGUCGCCAAAUUUUGACAUCACAAAGUACUGGGGCAACUUGAGUCCCUGGUAUUCUGUUCGCAGUGCAGAUUACGGCCUUCCCAAUGCUAGUCCUCUGGUCCCGGAUGGCUGCGACAUUACGCAAAUGCAUCUGCUAUACCGUCACGGUGCUAGGUACCCGACCAGUGGUGCCGCGCCUGCGACUCUUGCUCAGAAGAUUGCCAAUGCUACGAAGACCGGUCUUGCAGUCUCUGGAGAGCUUUCUUUCUUAAGCGACUGGACGUAUAAGUUGGGUGCUGAGCUUCUUACGCCAUCUGGUCGCAGCAUGAACUUCCUGUUGGGUAUUGAGUAUCGUGAGUUGUACGGACAUCUACUCAACAACUUCACGGAAGCUGGUACUAUCCCGGUCUUCCGAACACAGUCUCAAGAUCGAAUGGUCAAGACUGCAGAGAACUUUGCUGCCGGCUUCUUUGGCGUGCCCGAGUACAUGGACGAAGUUAGCAUCGAAUUGCUCGUCGAGACUCCGGGUGUCAACAACUCCGGUGCACCCUACGAAAUCUGUAACAACUCAAACAUCGCCACUCGAGGAAGCAUUGGUAGUCAUGUAGCGGCACAAUUUGCGAAUAACGCUUUCAAUGCCACUAUCGCUCGUCUCCAGUCGCAGGUUAUCGGCAUCAACUUCACUUCCACCGACGCCAUCGCUAUGCUCCAGCUUUGCUCAUACGAGACGCAUGCGCUCGGCUACUCCGCCUUCUGCAAUCUCUUCAACGAGGAGGACUUCCUGAACUACGAGUACUACUUCGAUCUCUCCUUCUACUACAACAACGGCCCUGGCUCGCCUGUGUCGGCCGCGCAAGGCAAGGGUUUCCUGGACGAGUUCAUCGCUCGCUUCACUCAUCAGUACCCUGGGGCGAACUCUGCAUUGAACGAGACGUUUGACAACUCCUCAACAUACUUUUCGCUCAAUCAGUCCAUCUACGCAGACGCCACUCACGAAGUCGUUGUCCUCGAUACACUCACCGCUUUCAAUCUGACAGCGCUGUUCAAGGGCCCGCCACUGAGUCCUCAGGGUAACCAAGGUCAAAACAGCUUCGUUGCCAGCAAAUUGGUACCAUUCGCAACACACUUCACUACCCAAGUGCUUUCUUGCCCAGCUAUGCAGCCAUCCAAGCAGAUCCGCUUCAUUGUCAACGACGCUGUCAUUCCAAUUGACGAGUCGCACCCGGGCUGCCCAGCUAACCCCGACGGUCUUUGUUCGUUCGACAACGUAGUUGAGGUUUUGCAGAAGCGUAGUGCGGAGAUUAAUUUUGACUACGACUGCUUUGCAAACUAUACGGCUGCCCCUGGACAAGACUACAACGGGAGGGCACCAAGAUCUUAG